Rhineura floridana is the source of this 2061-nucleotide messenger RNA. RefSeq names its product abhydrolase domain containing 16A, phospholipase (gene ABHD16A). Gene Ontology annotation, biological process: monoacylglycerol catabolic process; phosphatidylserine catabolic process. Lineage: Eukaryota; Metazoa; Chordata; Lepidosauria; Squamata; Rhineuridae. The transcript is spliced from 20 exons. Gene Ontology annotation, molecular function: monoacylglycerol lipase activity; glycerophospholipase activity. Gene Ontology annotation, cellular component: endomembrane system. Bases 161 to 1819 code for a protein of 552 amino acids. The record is from RefSeq and is a predicted model, not a curated record.
GUGCCCCUAUGAAGAAGAAACACAGAUGUAGGAAUCGCGUUCUGGACAAACAGAACACUUUUGGCCCUUUUCCCUUUCCGUACGAAACCCGGAACUAUGGCUCCUCCUCAAUGCUCACCUUCUCCCUGCCGGUGCCUUUCGGCUUCAGGUCAGUCCCAAGAUGGCGAAGUUGCUGAGCUGCAUUGUGGGCCCGCGGCUGUACCGGGUCUAUCGGGAACGAGACCCUGUCAGAAUCCGUCGCAUUAGAGCUGAGGCCGAAGACACGUCCCAAGGCCUCCUAGAACCUUCUUGGGAGUCUUAUUACCAGCCACGGACCCUUGAAAAACAUGCCGAUAGCAUCCUCGCACUGGCUUCCGUACUGUGGUCCAUUUCCUAUUACUCCUCCCCGCUCGCUGUGUUUUACCUGUACCGAAAAGGGUAUUUAACGAUGUCGAAAGUUGUUGCUAUUUCUCACUAUGCCGGGACUAUGCUGCUCUUGCUGGCUGGGAUUGCCUGCCUCAGAGGCAUUGGUCGUUGGACAAACCCCCAGUACAUCCAGUUCAUCACCAUCCUUGAGGAUGCAUACAGAUAUGGCACCCCCGAGCACAAGAAGAAACUCGCUAGCUACAACUUUGACUUCAGGAGUUGGCCUGUGGACUUCCGGUGGGACGACGUCACAAGUCGGUCAGAUUCACGAAAUGUUUCUCUGUUGCGGUCAGAACCAAAGCACCGAAGUAUGGUCAACGGCUUCCUACAUACCAUUAAGAAGCUACCCUGCCAGAUUGCCAGCUAUUUAGUGGCUCACACCUUUGGACGGCGUAUGCUGUACCCAGGCUCUGUGUAUCUACUGCAGAAGGCCCUUAUGCCCAUGUUGCUUCAAGGACAGGCCCGACUGGUGGAGGAAUGCAAUGGAACAAGAGCAAAGCUGGCGGCUUGUGACGGAAACGAAAUAGACACCAUAUUCAUGGACCGGAGAGAGACCUCAGAGCCACAAGGCAGGAAACUGGUGAUAUGCUGUGAAGGAAAUGCAGGUUUCUAUGAAGUUGGCUGCCUCUCCACCCCCCUAGAUGCUGGAUACUCUGUGCUGGGAUGGAAUCACCCUGGAUUUGCAGGCAGCACGGGAAUACCACUGCCGCAGAAUGAGGCAAAUGCCAUGGAUGUGGUGAUACAGUAUGCCCUCCACCGCUUGGGCUUUCUUCCUGAGGACAUCAUCCUCUACGCCUGGUCCAUUGGGGGUUUCACAGCCACUUGGGCAGCCAUGUCCUAUCCAGACAUCAGCGCCCUUAUCCUGGAUGCCUCCUUCGAUGACCUCGUUCCUCUUGCCCUCAAGGUCAUGCCGGAAAGCUGGAGGGGCUUGGUCACCAGGACAGUGAGGCAGCAUCUGAACCUCAAUAAUGGGGAACAGCUUUGCAGGUACCAGGGACCCGUGUUGCUGGUGCGCCGGACCAAAGAUGAGAUCAUCACUACAACGGUUCCUGAAGAUAUUAUGUCCAACAGAGGCAAUGACUUGCUUCUGAAGUUACUACAGCACAGGUAUCCCAAAGUCAUGGCCGAAGAGGGUGUCAGAGUCGUAAGGGAAUGGCUGGAGGCUUCCACGCCCCUGGAGGAAGCCUCUGUUUAUAGCCGCUAUGAAGUGGAAGAUGACUGGUGUCUGUCAGUACUGAAGUCAUACAAAGCCGAAGAUGGAGAUGAGUUUCCCUGGAGUGUCGGUGAUGACAUGACACCUGAAGGAAGACGGCAGCUUGCACUGUUCCUGGCCCGGAAGCACCUCCAAAACUUUGAAGCGACACACUGCACCCCACUCCCUCCCCUAGAAUUUCACCUCCCUUGGAGCUUAUAGCACCCCUUUCCUCUUCCCCUCCAGCACUCAUGGCUUUCCUGUAUCAAUGUUUGCCGCUGCUACCACCGCUACCUGCAUUGUGCAUUUGCUUUUCUUGCGCAUGUGUGUGUGUCUCUGACCAUCACCAUUACCUUCCCACCUGCAUGCUGUAAAUUUGCAGUCCUCUCCCCUGUAAUAUUUAUCCUCUAACCCCAAAACCCACACCCAUUGUAGAGGUUCACAAUAAAGAUGGUAUUUUUUUA